AUGAUACAAGAGAACAUUCUUAUUUGGAACUGUAGAGGCAUAGUCUGUAAUGAGACUCAACGAGCUCUCGUUGAUUUAGUGCAGCUGAAGAAGCCAAAUCUGAUUUUCUUGGCAGAAACCCUAGCCAAGCCAAACCAUAUUGAAGAUCUGAUGCAUAGGCUAGGUUUUACGGGCAGGGCUUGUUACCCACAUGAGGACGACUUGCAGGGAGUUGCACUACUAUGGAGGAAUGAUAUCAGCGUCAGCGUACACACUCUUUCACCUCAUCAUAUUGAUGCAGAAAUCGGAGAUCCUGGAGGUCCGGCUCGAUACCGUUUUACUGGAGUGUAUGGUUUUGCAGCACGCAGUGAUCGUACUCGUACAUGGGAUCUGAUCCGGACUCUGAAUGCUGAGUGCUGUGACCUGCCAUGGCUUAUGGCUGGAGAUUUUAAUGAAAUUUUGUGUCAAAUAGAUAAGUCAGGUGGCCCUCCUCGUGCUGCAGCACCAAUGGCACAGUUCAGGCAGGUCAUGGCAGAUUGUGGUCUCACAGAUAUGAGCUUCUUUGGUAGCAGGUUUACGUGGUUAAAUAAGUUCACGAAGGAACGUCUUGAUAGAAGCUUUCAAUCGUUGCAAUGCAGAAUGCAAUACCCUUGUAGCAGAGUGAUCACCUUGCCUCCAAGUGAAUCAGAUCACUGUCCAAUCCUUAUUGAAGUUAGGGCGGAGAGGAGACGUAGGAAGACGGUUUGUAAGAGAUUCAGGUUCGAAGAAAUAUGGCAUGGGGAGGAGAGAUGCACUGCCAUUAUUCAGAAACACUGGUCUCAGCCCAUAACCGGAAACCUGCUGUUUCAAAUUGAGCAGAAAUCUCCACUGCUGGUCAGGAACUUCUGA
This is a messenger RNA of Rosa rugosa (rugosa rose), 867 nucleotides long. RefSeq lists its product as uncharacterized. The coding region runs from base 1 to 867 and encodes 288 amino acids. The transcript has a single exon. NCBI's taxonomy places the organism in Eukaryota, Viridiplantae, Streptophyta, Magnoliopsida, Rosales, Rosaceae. The record is from RefSeq and is a predicted model, not a curated record. Gene Ontology annotation, molecular function: catalytic activity.